CUUGUAUUACAUUCGUGCAGUGUAUUUAUAUAGUUGAUCCACAAUGCCUCCAAAAGAUGAUCCCGAAACGGCUGCAUUAAAAACCGAGUUACAAGGGAUUUAUAAUAAAAUUCUUGAAGAUCAAAAAGCUAAAGCUGAUACAACUUUAGAAGCUGCCUGUGGAUCUUUAGGCGAUGUUCCAAAAGUGCGUAUGUCCACAAAAAAAUUCUUAAAAGGUCACAUUAAUAAAGUCAAUUCGGUGCAUUUUAGUGGAGAUAGUAGACAUUGUGUUACCGGUUCUUUGGAUGGUAAACUUAUUAUUUGGGAUACAUGGACUGGAAACAAAGUUCAAGUUAUUCCACUACGUUCAUCAUGGGUUAUGAGUGUUGCAUUUGCUCCGUCGGGUAAUUUUGUUGCUUGCGGUGGAAUGGAUAACAUGUGUACGGUUUAUGAUGUGAAUAAUCGUGAUGCAACAGGAGCUGCAAAGCUUGUUCGAGAACUGGCUGGUUACGAAGGUUUCCUAAGUUCAUGUAGAUUUUUAGAUGAUAAAACAAUUCUCACUGGUUCUGGUGACAUGAAAAUUUGUACAUGGGAUUUGGAAUCUGGACGCAAGACAUCUGAUUUUGAGGCACAUGGAGGCGAUGUGGUGUCAAUUAGUUUAAGUCCAGACUUUAAAUCGUAUGUAACAGGCAGUGUUGAUAAAACUUGUAAAGUUUGGGAUGUUCGUGAAGAAGUUGCGAAACAAACAUUUUUUGGUCAUGACUCUGAUGUGAAUUCUGUUUCUUUUCAUCCAAGCGGGUUUGCUUUUGCUACUGCCUCAGAAGAUAAAUCAGCACGUUUAUAUGAUAUACGGUCUGAUCAACAAAUAGCAAAAUACGCUUCCCCAUCGGGAACAGCAGGAUUCACAUCAUGCGCAUUAUCAUUAAGUGGACGUCAUUUGUUUUGUGGCUCGGAUGAUAACCAUGUUCAUAUUUGGGAUACGUUAAAAACUACACAUACGGGUACUUUAUCUGGCCAUGAGAAUCGUGUAACAUCCGUUGCAAUGUCUCCAAAUGGUAUGGCAUUAGCUAGCUGUAGUUGGGAUAAUAAUGUACGAGUUUGGGUAUAAUUUAGAUUUUAAUAAAUAAAAUUAUAAAACCACCUUUAUCCAAGUUUAUGCAGUAGUUUUUACAGCCAUUCAAGGAUUCGAGAAAUUUUCUAUUUAAUAGUAUUCUUAAUAAGCUAUUUAAAUAGUUUGUUUAACAAUGGAUAGGUCACAUUUCUAAUAAUGUUUUCCUAUAGAAAUUUUGAAAUGUUUCAUGAGUGCUUAUGUGUCUUGCUUGAUGUUAUGUUCAUUUAACUCAACUACACAUUUUGGUAUCCGCAACCAACUAAUUUAAUUAACGGCUGUUAAUUGAACAGCUACUUAAACUAGUUGGCUGCGACAUAUAUAUAAUAUAGAAAAAAAAAUCGGACACUUUUUGUUUCGUUAAAAAUACACAAAAAUUGUUGGUACGUAACUUUGUUAUUUUAAAAGGACAAAAAAGUGAUUAGAAUAUGUGUUGCACCAAUUUACUUUAAGACUCGAAAUGUUUCCAAGUGUUCCUUUGGCCUUCUUAUUAAAACUGUUGAUAUCUUUAGAGUGUUCCAUUUUCCCCUUACAAUUUGAUGUGUGCAUUUCAUAGGCGUACAAUUUUAGGACAUAGAUAGGAAAAAUAGGACUCUCUAAUGAUCAUAAUUGUUUUCAUAAAAAGGCCAAGGCCAGAACAGCUCACUACGAGUCUUCGAAUGAAUUGGAGUAACACAUCUUCAAAUUCACUUCUUUGACCAAGAGGACCAAGGAUAAAAAAGUUACAUGCCUGCAAAUAUGGCGUAUUUUUAAUAAAAAAUUGUCGUGUUUUUAUUUUUCCCGAGUAUAUAGAAAUGUAUCCAACUACCUGAUUGGGUAACAGAAAAUUAAAUGACAGAAUAAAAAACAAAAAUUUAGGGCUGAGAGUUGCAAAGAUUGGUCGUAGAUUUCGCAUCAAAGAAACUUUACGAUAUUUUAUGAUUUAUAGAAAGUUCUUUUAACGUUUAGAACAAUGUAUUAUUAACAACUCUACUAAUUGUCAUUAUCGAUUGUAAUUUCUGUCAUAAAAAUCCAACGCCAUAGUUUUAAGUAAAUUUGUAAACGUAAUUUAAUUAGUAAAUUUUAGUAUAAUGGUUAGUAUUAUGGGUUUCAAAUACUUCAGCAUAUUGAAGGCAUUCUUGUGUUCCAGUAUAAAGUUCAAAAUAUACCAUAUAAUUAUUAUUUUAAUUGUUCUAGAAUCAUAUUUUAUUAAAGAAGUUUAUAUAGUCUAAGAGACGACCGUAUAAGGUCG
This is a messenger RNA of Chrysoperla carnea, 2318 nucleotides long. RefSeq names its product guanine nucleotide-binding protein subunit beta-2 (gene Gbeta76C). Gene Ontology annotation, molecular function: signaling receptor complex adaptor activity; protein binding. Lineage: Eukaryota; Metazoa; Arthropoda; Insecta; Neuroptera; Chrysopidae. The transcript is spliced from 7 exons. Gene Ontology annotation, biological process: G protein-coupled receptor signaling pathway. Gene Ontology annotation, cellular component: heterotrimeric G-protein complex; cytoplasm. Bases 44 to 1087 code for a protein of 347 amino acids. The record is from RefSeq and is a predicted model, not a curated record.